AUGGCUACAGAAGGUGGAACAGUUCCUGCAGAUACCGCCAACAAUAAACCGACGACACCAGAGACAUCACCAAAGCCAGGUGUCGGCAGUGAUGCUUCGCACGUACUUCUCGACACUCUGAAGAAAGACCUCCAGCUUUCCUCCCUGAGGGACUAUGCCGUGCAAGCAAACAAAGACGAAUUGCUGAAAUAUGUCAACGGCAACAGCGCGCUCUCACGUUCGCUUGGAACGGCCCUUUUCCUGGCCCAACCUACAGGAUUCAUCCAAGGAAUGGUAAAUCGAGGGGAGCUGUUGACAGACAAUGAAGCCACAAGGACCGACCUAGUUUCGGUGUUGAAACGAUUGGACGACAAUGCCCUGGCAUCAGCACCCUUGAAACGAAAGUUACUCGAGGACGCGCGCCUCAUGGACGGUAUCGUUGGCCCAAGACGACAGCUCAUCUUAGACCAGAUUUUGCGUUUGGGCAGGCUUCAAAGCUUCAGCCCUACUCCAGCAGCUCUUGUUGCGCUGUGGACGGUCGGUGCCUCGUCUGCAGCUGCUGUUUCGCGUGUUUCGUUGCCCAAUCUAGAGGCGACGCUUCCGGGAUUGUCCAAAGAUGAGAUCGCUGAGAUAAAGCGUUUGGCGACCUUCAUUACUCAAGCAAAUCGAGAGCGGGCAUUGAAUAUUCGCUCCGCUGCUAUGUCUUCAAUGGCCGAGCCGACUCUUGCUGUGGGCAAUCGAGCUUCGCGCGUACGCAUAGUCAGAGAUAAGCUGAUACAGUACGGCAUGAAUCCUGACUUGGAGAGCCUCUUGGGACCACUUGACUACCGAGUCAUAAAUGAAAACCAAACAGUCUACAGCCCGACUGCAUAUUUCGUCGACUUACUACAUUAUCUCCAAGUACCAGCAAAAGGAAAGUACAAGUUUGACAAUAGUCCGGCAGACGUGGAGGCCGAUAUCUCUGGUACCGUGCUGCAACGACUUCACCGACGUAGACCCGACCUUUUGCAUAUGGACCUCUCGGCGGACAAUACUACAACAAUCCUUCCCUACAUAGAUCUGGUCAAUGAAGUGUUAGAAUCCUUCGUUGUUCACCUGCCGGAGUACAAGAAGGACGUAUCCCAGCCCCGACAAAACAUCAUUGAUGCAUACAAUGUGAAUGGUCGCGAUUCGGAAGACCUUCUCUCCCAACCCCAGAAUUUCAAAAGUGAGGCAUAUCGGCAACUGGCAAGUGCUGUUUAUCCAACCAGUCUUCCUUAUCAUCAGCCAUUGGACGCACAGCGCGCUUUUCUCUCCUUUCUGGGAGUCACUAGGGCUGAGCUUGUCAAAGAAUUUCGACCGAAAGCUUCCGAGCUCAUCGAUGGCACCAAACGCCUACAGCUUGGAAAAGGUCAAGCUGCCAUUUCUCACAAGCAUGAUCAGAACGAUGUGGACGACGACGCCGACGAGCGCCUGGUCAAACUCCAAGAGCGAGCUUUACGCGCUCAAGAGUAUUGCGAAGUACUUGGAUUGUGCCAGGAAGAAUUUCUCAUCUGGACCAAAGGCGUGUUCUGGCAGAAGGAGCACUUCGCCCAUACUGAGGGCCUCAAGGAGGUCGCAGAUGAGGCGUAUCGUCGUCGAAUCGGCCUUAAAGAUCCCUGGCAGUACUGGGGAUUCAAGACCAUUCAGGAACUCACGUCUGCAGAGUCGGGCGCCAGUCUCGUCAAAGCGGAGCUCCUGCCCCGACUGGGAAUCAAAUACGCUGACCUACUCGAGAUCAUCCAGACCAAAUUCUGUAAUCCGUGCUUUCCGACUGGUCGAGACAAGCUCAUUGUGGAAGCACUUCAUCUCAGCUAUCGACACUUGCAAUUAUAUACAGACACGAAUGAUGCGCGGUCGUUCGAGAAGAUGGCACAAGCACUUUCUUCGAAUACUCAGCUGAUGAGAUUUUUCCCCAUUGAUACUAAAUCUGGACCAAUUGCGUCUGGUGCUAUAGCGCCGCACAUCUUAGCUCUCCGUAAUUGGCUAGCCAAGCACUUUGCCCUCGUGGGCAGAAUGGCCGUGUUGGAAAAGGGCGAAGGCCCUAAGCUUCGAAUUACGGGGGACAUCUAUGCUGCUGGAUCUAGGGAAACGACUCUUUUCGGUACUCUCACAUCCGAUGGUCUCAUCAGAAAGCCAAGCGGCGAGCGUGUAGGCUCCGUCGAUGUCGAUGGCCUGGUGUCGUAUGGCGCUCCUUCACAAGACUACACACUCAACAAUGCCUUUCCGGAUUACAGCUUCACCGUGAAAGCUACUGACGGGAAGACUUGGCAGAUUAUCCAAGGCGUGCUCUGCAAAUCGUCACCUUUGGAGACAAACGACCUCUGGGUGCAAGACGCCACCCUCGGAGGCACUGCCAACAUCGAUCAUGUGCGGUUGGUACAUCUCGAUGGUUCGCCGCUUUCGGUCGACGAAUGGGACCGUAUUCAUGUUUUCACCCGAGUCUGGCGCACCCUUGCCUGGUCUGUUCAAGAAGUUGACAGGGCUCUGAGCAUACCACUUCCAGCGACAAGCUCUAGUGACCCAGGCCCUUCUGAUAUUCCCGGUGGUAUUAAUGCGGACGUUAUUCAUACUCACGAUGAAGAUGCAAUCAAGUUCAACGACUUUGUUGACUCGGAUUUUUCCAAUAUACCCUCCGAGGACGAGGAAGAACAUGUUCACGCGCCGGCUGAUGUUUCAUUUGGUACCGUGGAGCAGCUGGCUGCGAUCAAGCGCAUUGUCGAGCUCACCGGCGUUUCAAUUGAGCAGAUCCUGACUUUGUGGACACCUAUAACGGCAGCUGGCCCGAAAUCUCAAUACGAUCGGCUUUUCAACCGCCGUAAUCUUCGAGACAUUGAUAAUUCGUUCAAGCCUGACAACAAUGGCAAUUAUUUCACUGACCCUUCCGUAACCAUUACUUCUCAAAGGUUGACAGUGAUUGCAGCUCUCAACAUUCGCAACACCGAUCUUGACUAUCUCCUAGGCAAGACUGCGGAUGACAAGGAGAGGAAAUAUGCUAUCGAGGACAAGCUCAAUCUCAAGAGUAUCUCACAAAUCUACAGCUAUGCCUUGCUGGCCAGGAUCCUUUCCGUCAAGAUCAAUGAUUUGUAUCAGAUCUUCCAAGGCUUUGGUUCCGGGGCUCGCGGGAGCCCCUGUCGGACACCAGCCGAAACCCUAAAUUUUCUUGAACGCUGGCGCAAAAUUGUCGACUCUGGCAUCCCGUGGUCGGAGUUGCGUUUCGUCGUGGAUUCGGUGUCAACGCCUAAUGAUACUUUGGCGCUGACGCAGAUCGGCUCACUCAAGAUUACAAAGCAACUCGUUGACGGCGCCUUGGCUAUUCAGAAAGAAUAUGGCCCUGGAAAAGAUGAUAUUGAGACUGCCAGGACGCGUAUGGGAAAGCUCCUGGACGACGCCACAGUGGAGAAAGUAGUGCAGUUGCUACAAGGGACGAUCUCCUCGGAAGCCGCCGAUGCUCCCUAUCUCGACGUGGACACAGCUAAGAGCCUGAACGCGAAGCUAGCGGAACUUACCCACAACAAGGUCACGUAUUUUGCCACAGGGCCUGCAAAAAUUACAGCCACUGAAAGUAAGCUUUCAGAUAAUCCCAAGGGUAUGCUCAAAGUGUGUGGAAUUCUCAGCGACAGGGAGUACAACUUGGCCCUGGACGCGGUCAGACUAUUAGCAAACCCCGAUCUUUCCGCCUCGGGUAUGCGCAGGUCUAGCCGGCGCAGCGCGCGAAGCUCGGAGGCACAGUGGAAGAGAUGCUUUGCCCAGGUCCGGCAGAACCCGAUAACGAUCUUCCAAGAGACACUUAUGGGAGUUCUACCCGCCAGCCUCAUUGAAGAGGAAAUAUCUGGGGUGAAUCGCAACAUUCUCGCUCCUGAUUACCCUGCUCCGGCGGCGAAGCCACCGUCACCGGCCAAGCCUUCACCACCGGCCAACGGAGAGAAAAUCACAGCCGAGAACCUAGCUAUCAAAGCAAACGGCUUGAGUACGAAUGAGCCGAGACUGGAUGUUUUACCACGAGCUAGUAGUCGUGCCCCAUCGACGGUUGUUGUACGUCACGAAGCUGGCGCAGGCUCGUUCAGAGGCUUUUCUCAACCUCAACGAGAUUCCCGAAGUCUCUAUUCCUACGACGACAUGGAGUUCAUGAGCGACGAAGACGAAUACGAUAUCGAAGCCUUCGAAGAUGACCAUGAAGAAGAAGAGGAGUAUCAGUCGGAUACACGAACUCCAGCUUUCAAAAUACGGUUCUUUCUGGAGCAGUUUACCCCUUUCUUGCAGAGAAGACUUACUUAUAACUCCAUUGUGGAGACUCUAGCCUCCGUGUCCGGGUUCAGCGAUGCCGAUCUUGCCCGGACCCUGCUUGAGAGUGUCAUAACACCUCACGAUCCCCAAGCCGCACCUCAGCGCGUGAUCAAGAACAAAAUCUCGGAACUUCUUGAGAAACUACUCCCGCAAACGAUUUCCAAUGCUCCUGGCGCAAGAUCGACCAGCAGGACAGGUCCGUCGAGGACAGAGAAGAUCGCUGACAUGACGGAGAAGCUCUACGCCAAUGUCUAUGAUCGGUUUGUGAACAAGCGACCCGGCACGUUCAGCUUGAUUGAAGAGAUCAUGUCGAUUACCCAACAAAAGUACUUAAGCUCUAGCACUCUCCUCGAUCAGAUCGUUUCUUUGGCACCUGCGCCGCCACAAUCGGCAAUCGACUUCGUGCUAAAGUCGGUUUCCGACAGCGUCAACUGCUGGCAAGGAUAUUUUGUGCCGCCCGAAUCGGUCAAGGCCGUCUUCAUCGUGACCCAGCCAGAGAAGCCUGAAGAUCUGCGCAUCACCGAGUUUUCAUACACUAGUCAACUAGAUGCAUCCUUGUUCUUGUCAACGAGUGGCCGACUGAUCACUUUCAAACGCAUCGAGGCAUCUGGCACCACCAGAUACGAAAGUGAUCCUGUCCAGUUCAAUAGCGAUAAGAAGUAUGCCAUUCGACUUCCCGGAUCUUGGCUGAAGAACGUCAAUCAUGAAUUCCUCUGGCGAACUUCUGAGACUGGCCGGGCAGAAGAUGUUCCCAAGAAGUCCUUCCGCGCUUGGUGGAAAGGCUACCUUUGUCCCUCGAUCCACGAUGUUUACUCUUUUGCGGUGAGCACUGGGGCUAACAAUGCGGUCAUGAUCCUGAACAAUGAUCGUCAGACGUUCACACAGAAAGAAGGUCAGGCAGAGAUCUGGUCGAGCGAGCUGUCACAGAAACUUGACGCCUCAAGCUUAAAUACACUCGAGCUGCAUGGCUGUGCUAUUUCCGACCUCAAAUGGAAGAUCGGUGGAAACCAGCGUUCUGCGAUCCCUGAGACUGCCCUUCUGCCAGAUCUUGCACCCGCGCAGAUGUAUCUUAUCUUCCUGAAGAUGAAGAAGCUGGCUUUGUUUUUCAAAUCGUUCCGUCUAGGAUCACGCGAAGUAUUGUUCAUGAGAUCGCAGGGAUUGCCACAAGAUGUGAAACCCAGCCUCAACUUCGAUGGCAUCCACAAUGUCCAAGAAUGUAUCAGGAUCCAAAAUUACCUCGCUCUCAAAAAGGCGCUUCCGACUACUGCGCCGCGUUCACUGAUCGACUUGUUCAGCUGGGCGGACGACAAUAAGGAUGAAAAGCCGACGCAAGACGAGCUGAGAUUUCAAAUCUGCUCCGCUACAAGCUGGCCGGAAGAAAGCGUUUCGCACAUGCUCACCAAGCUCAACUACACCACCGGAACGCCGAAGGACUUCCGUGACGCGGAGAUCUUGGCUCGUUUCCAGCGAUCGAUCAAGCUCUCGCAAAAGCUCGAUGUCGACAUCGCUACAUUAAUCGGCUGGGCGAGUCCCAUGGGCACUGCAUCUGACGAAUACUCCGCAUACCACGUAGUUUCUCAGGACAUCCAGCGUAUCGCCAAAUCACGUUUCGACGCUGAUACGUGGGUGAAGGCUGUCCGUCCGAUCAACAACAAGUUGAGAGAAAAGCAGAGUCAAUCUCUCGUGAGCUAUCUCUUGGUUCAGGAGGAGCUCACCAAAGAUAACGAGAUCCAUGACGCGGACGACCUUUUUGAAUAUUUCCUCAUCGACGUACAAAUGACGUCUUUGAUGGAGACCUCACGUGUGGUGCAAGCUACCUCGAGCGUCCAAUUGUUCAUUCAACGAUGCUUCCUGGGUCUCGAAGAAGAUCGUGGUGUGCCGAGCGAUGCUCUCGACCGCAAACGUUGGACUUGGAUGGAGAAAUAUCGCGUUUGGGAAGCCAAUCGCAAGAUCUUCCUCUACCCCGAGAACUGGAUCGAUCCAGCUUUGCGUGACAACAAGACACCGCAGUUCUUGGAGCUCGAGUCGGAGCUCAUGCAGAAGAAUCUCUCGAGCGACACCGUUGACACGAGCAUUCGGCGCUAUGUCUCGAAUGUUGCCAAUAUUUCCAACGUACAAGCUGUGGCUAUGUAUGUGGAGAAAGCCGACGGAUACAAGCCGCAGCGCAUUCACGUUUUCGCUCGCACGAUCGCCUCGCCUUUUCUCUAUCUUUAUAACAAUUUCACGUACGCCGCAGCCGCUUCGGGCUACUGGGCCGGCUGGGAAGAGAUCAAGAUCGAGAUCCCCUUGAUCGCCGGCAUCGCGCGGUGGAUAAAAGUCAAGUCUGACGGCGCCAAGGAAAAACCUACGUUCAGCUAUGAUGAUGCUAAAGAGGUCCCCUACUGCGGUAGCCACCUCGCACCUUAUAUGUUUCGCGGAAGACUUUUGCUCUUCACAUUAGAGGUAACCAGUCGUGCAGUGGCCGCAAAUACGAAAGACGAUCCACCCGAACAAAACUAUGAUAUUCGCCUGAGCUGGACAGAACGUCGAGACGGCGUAUGGACCACACGAAAGUUGUGUCCGGAUCCGGUCGUUCACACGCCCACCAGGACGGUUGUCAAAAAAGAUGAGAUCAAGCUUGCUGCAUUGAACUUUGUGCAUCCUGGCCAGUAUGCGCUUGUCCCGAGUCUUCAAGGCACCGUGCCAGGAAGUGGAGUCAUCCUAUCUUUGGUAUCUGCAAUCGGAUCCAAAGAAAAGCUUGGCACCUGGCUCUUUGACGGCGGCCAGCUUUCUAAAUCUUCCGAGGAAGUCACUUCCUUGGACAAAUUUCAGUACACCAAUUUGUCCUUUGGCAUUAUCGAAGAGACGUCGACCAAUGCACCAUAUAUGGCUUCGCUUCAAUUGGAUGGUUCCUUUGAUACCAGUGCACUCGCGGUGCCACGGAUCGAGGCUUCAUCCUCGUCACGAUCUAAAUUUGACGACAAGUUUGGCCCGUCUAUCAUUUAUGACAACGCCGUAGAGAAAAAGAAGGAAAGCUUCUACAAUGCAAUCGUGGGUGACCUCAUGGCUGAAUUGGCAGGUUCCACUGAUUGUAAAAGGCUCGUCGAAAAGUUGGCUGACGGAAUCGUCAAUGACAAAAAUCUACUCGAUCUAGGCUCGUCAGGGGUGACCACGGCACUCGUCAAUAGAUUUGGUGCUUCCUCCGACGCUCUUGAUGCGUCACAGCUGAAGGACACCAGAACACUGAGCUUCAAUGAGCGGUCGAAGCUCUAUUCCAUCUACAAUUGGGAGCUUGGGCUGCAUAUACCCAUGCUUAUGGCCGACAAAUUGCUGCAAUGUCAGCAAUAUGAAGCAGCACUCAAAAUUUGCCAGCUCAUUUUCGAUCCGUCCGUCAGUAAAGGGGACAACGGUGUGGAUGCUCGAAGAUGCUGGAAGUUUGCACCAUUCCGCGCGGCCAGCACUGCAUCUAUCGAGGAUAUGUUUGUCAAGCUGGCUACCACCCGCGAAGACGAGAACAUGCGCAUCAAAGAGUGGGCAGAUCACCCGUUCCUGCCUCACUUGGUAGCCCGAUCCCGACCUCAGGCCUACAUGAGAUGGGUCGUCAGCACCUACAUCAAGAUUCUCAUCGCCUGGGGAGACUCCCUGUUCAAGCAAGAGACGCUUGAAAGUAUUCCUCAAGCCAUUCAAUUAUACGUGUUGGCUUCACAUGUCUAUGGGCCACGAGGACAGCCAAUCCCGCAGGAGAAGCCACUCAAGCCAGAGACCUUUUGGAGCCUUUGCAAGCGAUACGAUCCAUUCUCCAAUGCUUUGGUGGAGCUUGAGCAAUCCUUCCCUUACAGCAACCAAACGCCUCUAGCUGCAGGUAUGACAGCUGAUGAUGGUGACUUGUACCAAUCUACUAUUUUUGGCUCGGCCGAGACCCUCUAUUUUGCGAUCCCUGACAAUCCCAACAUUCGUGCCCUGGCGGACACGAUCGAUGAUCGGCUUUUCAAGAUUCGCCAUUCGCAGGACAUCAACGGCGUUUUCAGAAAGCUUCCUCUCUUUGCGCCACCCAUUGACCCUGCUCUACUUGUACAAGCAGCUGCUCAAGGCUUAUCCCUUGGCAGCGUACUGCAAGAUCUGCAAGGCCCAUUGCCGAAUUGCAAGCUCACACUUCUCAUAUCGAAAGCUUUCGAGCUCAUCAACGAAGUGCGUGGUCUAGGUCAGGCGCUCCUCUCUAUCCGUGAAAAGAAGGAUUUCGAGCGAUUAGCCGUGCUACGACAACGACAUGAGGUUGCGUUGCAGAAAACCUCAAUGGAGAUGAAAAACAUGCAAUUGAAAGAUGCUCAGCAGUCUCUCGAGAACCUUCAAACCGCUCGCAACGGCGCCGUUAGCAGGCUCUUGUACUAUUUGCAGCUCGUUGGUGGAGAUUUGUCAGCCGUACCCGAUGCCGAGCGCGAAUUUCAGGAGCUGGAUGCCCGGAUCGGAAAGCCGAUCAUGGAGGGUGGACUUGGUCUUUCGAGUCUUGAGCUUUCGUCUAUGGAGAACAACGAGAAAGCCCAUAUCGUCGGUGCCACGGCGAGCGGUGUCUUGGCUGCUGCCGGUAUCCUGGAAGUUUUGCCACAAACAUCGGUGCAAGGUCAACCGUUGGGUGUCGGCAUCACUACCGAAUUCGGUUCGAGAAACAUUGCCGCAGGAGUGAAAGUGGCAUCUAGCAUUAUCGGGCUCGCUGGCGAGAUAAUUGGUCAGAAAGCGGGUAUGAUGGCGACAAAGGCAGGCCACGAGCGAGCCCUCCAGGAGCGCGUAUCUCAGGCCAAUGCAGCUGGACACGAAGUGGUCAAUGUUAACAAACAGAUCAUUUCGGCCAAGAUUCGCGUCGACAUGGCACAGAAAGAGAUUGCCAUGCAACAACAACAGAUGGAUCAGAGCGAAGAAAUUUCAACCUUCCUUCGUGAGAAAUAUUCAACAGCUGAUCUCUACGGAUGGAUGGAUGGUGUCACCAAGACUCUGUACCAUCAAUAUUACACUGAAGCUUUCGCAUUGGCGAAGAAAGCAGAACUGGCAUAUCGCUACGAACGCCCGCAAAAGUCCUCUGAUGCAUACAUUCAAGCUGGAUACUUUGAUUCGGCACAUGACGGCUUGCUAGCUGGUGAGAAUCUCUUCCGCGACCUCAAGCGUCUGGAGCGUGCUUAUUUGGAAGAACGUGGCCAUUCCUUCGAGGUGACUAAGUCGUUCUCGCUGCGAAUGCUUGACCCGGCACAACUACUGCUCCUCCGCCAGAGUGGUGAAUGCGAGAUCGUCCUCCCAGAGCUUCUCUUCGAUAUGGACUUCCCAGGGCAGUACAUGCGUCGAAUCAAAUCCGUCAGCGUGACUGUCCCUUGUGUUGUUGGACCGCACACUGCACUCAACGGCACGCUGACCCUGACAUCGAGUGAAUACCGCAUCAGUCCAGCACGACCCGACUCAUAUACCAAGGAUGCGGAUGACAGCAACGGCACCGGUAGUGGUGGUCGUUUCGCGUCUGUGACCGCGCCAAUCUCGGCCAUUUCCGUGAGCAACGCACAGAACGACUCAGGUGUCUUCCAACUCGACUUUAGCGAUUCCAGUACGCGAUACCUUCCCUUUGAAGGGGCUGGGGCCAUCUCGAAAUGGACGCUAGAAUUGCCCGAGCUUCGACAAUUCGACUACGAGACAAUUUUCGAUGUCGUACUGCAGAUGCGUUAUACUGCACUCUUCGAUGGAGGUCUCCGCGGGGGUGCGCACAAAGCCGUCGUCGAUGCUUUCAAAGUCGCGACCGAGUCUACCGCAAUCAUAGGCCGUACAGCCAUCUUUGACGUCCGUGCAGAAUAUGCCACGGCAUGGGCGAGCCUUCGGAAAGACGUGAAGACAGAACAAAGGUUGAAUCUAGGAGAUCUUUCCACGCGUCUGCCCUUCUUUGCCCGGCAGCCAGGCCUCAAUCGCAAGGUCAAGAAUGUCACGCUCUCUAUGGACGUGGCUAUACUUGGUGCAAAUAUCUCUAUGGGGGCUGGUGAACCGGCGCCUUUUGAUGUCAAAAAGACUCCCGUCAUCGCCAGCGAGUUGAAGGACAAACCAUUUGGAACAGAUUGGACGUUGUCAAUCACUCUGGGCGAUGAUGGCAAACCUAGCAGGUGUAUGCUGCUGGUCGAGUACGGUGUUGACCUUCCGUAG
Dissoconium aciculare CBS 342.82 is the source of this 10431-nucleotide messenger RNA. RefSeq lists its product as uncharacterized. The coding region runs from base 1 to 10431 and encodes 3476 amino acids. The transcript is spliced from 2 exons. The record is from RefSeq and is a predicted model, not a curated record. Lineage: Eukaryota; Fungi; Ascomycota; Dothideomycetes; Mycosphaerellales; Dissoconiaceae.